CCCCUCCCUUGUUCCACAGUGUUGCAAGCACAGUGAAUAUUUGGUUCAUAACUGUGGACAGUAGGAAGAACACCAGCUUUGGAGUCAGUUCAGACCUGUGUCUGCUGCAUUGCUGAAAUCUUGGGCAAGUCUUUCAGCCUGGUAUGGCAGAAAAACCAUUGUGUAUGCCCACACAAAUACCCCAUGAUGAAGAUACACAAAGAGGAGAUAGUGUCCGUUGCUUAACAAUGCUUGGUCAUUUUGGUUUUGAAUGUUUGCCUCAUCAGUUGGUAAACCAAUCUAUUCAACAAGGAUUUUCUUUUAAUAUUCUCUGUGUGGGGGAAACUGGAAUUGGAAAAUCAACACUCAUCGACACAUUAUUCAAUACUAAUUUGAAAGACAAAAAAUCCUCACAUUUUUACUCAAAUGUUGGACUUAAAAUUCAGACAUAUGAACUUCAGGAAAGUAAUGUUCAAUUGAAAUUAACUGUUGUGAAAACAGUGGGAUAUGGUGAUCAAAUAAACAAAGAAGCCAGCUACCAACCUAUAGUUGAAUAUGUAGAUGCUCAAUUUGAGGCCUAUCUUCAAGAAGAAUUGAAAAUUAAACGUUCCUUCAUUGACUACCAUGAUUCCCGUAUACAUGUGUGCCUUUACUUCAUUUCACCUACAGGACAUUCUUUGAAGUCCAUUGAUCUAUUAACUAUGAAGAACAUUGACAAUAAGGUGAACAUUAUACCAUUGAUUGCCAAAGCAGAUACAAUUUCUAAAAACGACUUACAGAAAUUCAAGUGUAAAAUAGUGAGUGAAUUGGUUAGUAAUGGCAUCCAGAUAUAUCAGUUCCCAACAGAUGAUGAAACUACUGCUCAGGUGAAUUCCUCAAUGAAUGGACAAUUACCUUUUGCUGUAGUAGGGAGUAUGGAUGAAGUGAAAGUUGGAAAAAGAAUGGUCAGAGGCCGUCAGUACCCUUGGGGAGUUUUACAAGUGGAAAAUGAAAAUCACUGUGACUUUGUCAAGCUCCGGGAUAUGCUUCUUUGUAUAAAUAUGGAAGACCUGAAAGAACAAACUCACACUCAGCACUAUGAACGUUAUAGGUGCUGCAAACUGGAGAAAAUGGGCUUUACUGAUGUGGGCCCAGACAACAAGCCACUUAGUUUUCAAGAGAUCUAUGAAGAUAAAAGACAAAAGUUCUAUGAUCAAUGUCAGAGGGAAGAAGAAGAAUUGAAACAAAAGUUUAUGCAGCGAGUAAAGGAUAAAGAAACAACAUUUAAAGAAUCUGAAAAAGAGUUACAAGAAAAGUUUGAGCAUCUUAAACGAGUCCAACAAGAGGAGACAAUGAAACUUGAGGAGAAGAGAAGACAAUUGGAAGAAGAAAUAAUGGAUUUUUAUAAAUUGAAGGCUGUUUCUGGAACAUUACAGACUCUGGUGUGCACCAAUAUAAAGAAGGAGAAAGAUCGGGAUUUGUUCAUGAGCCAUUGCCGGAAUCAAGCUCCAGCAGGUCCAGGGGUUCCUGAAGGCUGAACAGCGUUGGCAAAAAAAUGAAAAAAAAUAAAUCAAAAAUAGAAAUGGACACAGACAACAGCAGUGUGUUGAACUGGCUGCUUUAUUAUGGCAAAUGUGGCAUUAUAUUUGUUAGCAAUUUCCUUGUAGUGUGCAUCAUCUAUGUUUUCUAGCAUUACCUAAUUCUAAAAAUGUUCCUAUGUGUAAUCACCUUUUAAGGAGUAACAUGGUUAUUUUCUCAUAACAUUCCCUCCUGCCCUUUGCUUAUUGAUUAAUUUCUUACAUUAUUUUCAU
Molecule: messenger RNA, 1769 nt
Organism: Felis catus (domestic cat)
Lineage: Eukaryota; Metazoa; Chordata; Mammalia; Carnivora; Felidae
Gene: SEPTIN14
Product: septin 14
Exons: 11
Coding region: 144-1496 (450 amino acids)
Biological process (GO): cytoskeleton-dependent cytokinesis
Cellular component (GO): septin complex; microtubule cytoskeleton; cell division site
Molecular function (GO): molecular adaptor activity; GTP binding; GTPase activity
Source: RefSeq, a predicted model, not a curated record